This is a messenger RNA of Danio rerio (zebrafish), 1262 nucleotides long. NCBI's taxonomy places the organism in Eukaryota, Metazoa, Chordata, Actinopteri, Cypriniformes, Danionidae. The record is from RefSeq and is a predicted model, not a curated record.
GGAAGCUGCAGAAGCACAGGAAGAGCUGCUGCUGUUUAAACAAGAGCUCAACAUAUAUAUAUAUAUAUAUAUAUAAAGCAGAAGACGAGUGUCAGACACACAGAAUGGCUGAUAGGAGUCCUCUGUUUCUGCUGCUCAUCUUCUGGACACUCAGCACAGGUGUGUUUGGAGCAGAAUGGCGUCCCCUGUCCUGCAGUUCUGGACAAACUGUUCAUCUGCCCUGUAUUAAUACUGUUCAGCACUGCAGACCAUCAGAAACUACAUGGCUCUACAGCAAAGACAACCAGGCAGUUGAGCUGAUUAAUUUUGGGUUAAAGAAAAGAAACUCAGAGAGACUGAAUCUGGGCUCUGACUGCUCUCUGAACAUCAGUAGAGUCACAACAGAAGAUGCUGGAUAUUACACCUGUCAACAGUGGAGUGGAGAAGGAGGACACCAGUAUGGAACUUAUGCACGUGUGUUGCUGCAUGUUGUUGCUGUCUCUCCAUCAUCAUCAUCAUCAUCAUCAUCAUCUGAUAUUUGUCCAGCUGAAGCUAAAACAACAACAGCAGCAGCAGUGACUCCAGUUCACAACAAAAACCCCAAAACAGAAAAACCCAGAGCUGCUUCACCAGCUGGAGCUCAAAUACCAGCAGCAGUGACUCUAGUUUACAACACAACCAGUCCACAAUCUUCAUCAGCAGCAGUGAGUGUGAUUGUUGCUGUCGUCGCUGUGUUUGCUCUUCUGUUUUCUGCUCUUAUUGUCUGGCUGAUUCACAACAGAUUAGCUGAUGAUGAAGAAGAGGACUGUGACUCUUCUCUGCUGACGUCUGUGGUGUUUUCAGAGACUCCAGCAGAACACAUGUGGAAGAGAAUGAAGUGAGUAGAUCUGAUCUCCUUCACUGUCUGUUCAUCAGUGUCCACCGACUGAAGGAGAUUUAGACAUCUUUACCCUCAAAUCACACACUUCACCAACACUGCGUCCAGAAUCACACACUCCACCAACACUGCGUCCAGAAUCACACACUUCACCAACACUGCGUCCAGAACCACACACUCCACCAACACUGCGUCCAGAAUCACACACUCCACCAACACUGCGUCCAGAAUCACACACUCCACCAACACUGCGUCCAGAAUCACACACUCCACCAACACUGCGUCAGAAUCACACACUCCACCAACACUGCGUCCAGAAUCACACACUUCACCAACACUGCGUCAGAAUCACACACUCCACCAACACUGCAUCCAGAAUCACACACUUCACCAACACUGCGUCUAG